This is a messenger RNA of Schistocerca serialis cubense, 985 nucleotides long. It is a transcript of the gene Polr3H, whose product is annotated as DNA-directed RNA polymerase III subunit RPC8. Gene Ontology annotation, cellular component: RNA polymerase III complex. Gene Ontology annotation, molecular function: DNA binding; DNA-directed RNA polymerase activity. The transcript is spliced from 5 exons. Gene Ontology annotation, biological process: transcription initiation at RNA polymerase III promoter; DNA-templated transcription. The coding region runs from base 221 to 835 and encodes 204 amino acids. The record is from RefSeq and is a predicted model, not a curated record. Lineage: Eukaryota; Metazoa; Arthropoda; Insecta; Orthoptera; Acrididae.
UAAACACAACGGGUAAACACUAGUGAAAAUGCACGUGUUGAGGCGAAGUCGUACAGUACUUUGCAGUGGAGCGAAAAGCGACAGUGUGGUUCCAGUAUUUUGUUAGUUAACGGGCUGUGGCGAAUAGUAUAAAAUAUUUCUGCUUCAUAUGUCUCUCAUUUCCAUCCUUGAUUUGUCUUUGUGACAAGUCAUUUAAGUGUGGAAUUUUGAAAAACAAAAAAUGUUUGUACUUGCCGAAAUGAAGCAUGUCAUUCGAAUUCCACCACAUGAUUUUAAGAAGAGGCUUAAUGAUGCUAUUUCAGAAGAGCUGAACAAGAAGUUGGCGAACAAAGUUGUUUUAAAUGUCGGUUUGUGCAUUGCACUGUUUGACAUAACACGUUUAGAAGAUUCUUACAUAUUCCCUGGUGAUGGCGCAGCACACACCAAAGUAAACUUCCGUUAUGUUGUAUUCAGGCCAUUCAUGGAAGAAAUACUCAUAGGUAAAAUUAAAAGCUGUAGCCCAGAAGGCGUUCAAGUUACACUUGGGUUUUUUGAUGAUAUAAUUAUUCCACCAGCAUCGUUACAGCAUCCGUCAAGGUUUGACGAAACAGAACAAGCCUGGGUUUGGAUAUAUGACACUGAUGGUGACACACAUGAUUUGUUUAUGGAUCCAGGAGAGACAAUAAGAUUUCGUGUUACUGCUGAGAGCUUCGUGGAAACAUCACCUGUUGGUCCUGAGAAUCCAGAUGUAAAAGAUGCAGUUGAUGCUACAGAAGAGCCGAAAGUUCCAUACAAACUGACGGGUAGCAUCAAUGAACCAGGUCUUGGUCUUUUGUCUUGGUGGGCAAAUUCGUAAUGUGCAGACACUUUGGAAGAAGAUUGAUGUAUUUAACAGCCAGGAACUUGUACAACAGGAUGUCAACACAGGUAGUUAAUGCAGUGAUUGUAUUUUUGGAUUCAUUUGUGUUCAUGGUCUGUUGUAAGCAAUAAAUUUAUUAUUCAAGUA